AUGGAGCCGGGAACGCUGGCGAGGGUACUGCACGACUUCUUCACCACUGUCGAUGAAGAGCUGAGCCUUCCCAAGGGACAGUAUUUCGUGAUACACAAGAUCAUAGACAAACACUGGUGCCAUGGUCAGUCGCAAGAUAAAGUCGGCAAGUUUCCUUUAAGCCACCUGCAUAAAGUGGAAAUUCCUCUGUUUGGUGAAACAGAAAGAGUGUUUGUUUCUACAGCCAGCUUUCCCGGACAAGAAGUUGGAGAUUUGUCCUUUGCAGAAGGAGAACUUAUAAUUGGAGUUAGAGACAUAGGUUCAGGAUGGUGCAUGGGCAAGAUAGGCUCCAAAAGUGGAAUUUUUCCAUUAACGCAUACAUGGGAACUGGAUGCAGCAUUGAUAAAGAAAACAAUUAAAAAUAAAUCAAUAAGGAAAAGAGCGAAGGUAAAAACGACACUGAAAGCACAACUGGAUGAAGAAUUAGACUUAACUGCAGGCGAGAUGGUUAUUGUCACAGAAAUUUUGGAUGACGGCUGGUGCCGUGGAGUUACGGAAAAUGGUAGAGAAGGCAUAUUCCCAGAAGGAUUUAUAUCCUAUAUAGAAGGAGAUCAGGAUAUAAUUGAUCAAGGGCAAGUUAUAUGUACAACUGAGAACAAUGUUGUAUCUUUGUCAACAGUUCACAAUGGCACAAUUUAUAAAGAUUUUGGUGAAACUUCUAUAAAUUCUUAUGCGAACUUGCCCGAUGAACCUAUUCCAAAUUAUUUUGACUUGUUCCCAGAGGUGUUGCCAACAACUAAUAAUAUAGACAGUACACAGUAUAAUAGUCAUACGAAUUCUGUUGAUAUUAAACCAUAUGCCAUAACAUUAUAUCCAUUUAACGCACAGUUUCCAAAUGAGCUGAGCUUUGGAGCAGGCGAAGUAGUGCAUCUCACUAGAUACAUCGAUUCUGAAUGGUUAGAAGGUACGAUUGAUACCACUAAAGGUAUUUUUCCAUUAUCUUACGUCAACAUCAUAGUCGAUUGUGCAGAAGCAGAACAAUAUCAAGUCCAAUCUGAAGUAAUUCCUGCAAAAAAGAAUGCUUUGAAACCGAAUACUACUGUAAAAGUGUUAUAUACCUUUGACGCACAAAUGAAUGGCGAUUUAAAUGUCCAUGAAGGCGAGAGUGUCACUGUGCAGGAAAUGACUAAUGAAGAUUGGGUGAAAGUGAAAAAUAAAAAUGGUUUAGUUGGUUUGUGUCCACGAGAAUAUUUGAGCUCUGAAUCGAUAUCUGAAUAUUCGUUGGACAGUUUGCACGAAUCAAAUUUGGAAGACUUUGAAGAUUUUGUGAUGAUUAGACAUAAGGAAGAGAACACUGUAGUAAAUGAAGAACUGAAGAGAAUGUCGCAACCGCACAGGCCAGCACCACCUGCUCCUGCUCCAGGCAGAGUGCCAUUGCAAAAAGAAACUAUCGCAAACGGAGAAGUAUCUGCUAAAAAAGAAACGUGGGAAAACAAGUCUGCAAUUAAUAAUACUGUAAAUAUGAAACAAAAGAAUGCAGACCAACGUCAAAAUGUAAUAUCGGAAUUAGUUAUAACUGAAAAAGAAUAUGUUCGCGAUCUGAAGUUAACAUACGAAACAUUUAACUUACAUAAUCCAAGUUUUCUCGAAUCAAAGGGAAUUGAUGUUACUACGUUGUUUGGAAACAUUUUAGAAGUUAUUCAUGUUGCCGAGGAGUUGUUGGAUAUGAUUCUGAGAGCUAUGAAAGAUCACGAUGAAAGUUUGCAAACAGUUGGACCUUGUUUCGUAAAAAUGGCCGAGAAAUUGAAAAGUGUUUACGUUAAGUACUGUGGGAAUCAUGAAGCCGCGUUAGCUUUGUUAAAAAAGUAUGAAAGUAAUGAAGAGAUCAUGAAAGUAUUUAACAAGGGUAUUGAGACACUACGUCGUCAGGUUGCUUGCUUUGAUAUGAGCUCUAUUCUGAUAAAGCCGAUUCAAAGAAUUGUGAAGUAUCCUCUAAUGUUAUAUGAAUUAAUAAAGUGUACAGAAGACAAUCAUCCAGAUAAAGCAGCCGUAAUGAAGGCGUGGGAGGCUAUGACAAAUGUGGCCAGUUAUAUCAACGAAUACAAACGGAGAAGAGAUAUCGUAUCAAAGUAUUUAGAUAAUGAUAAUACUUUAUUUAGUAAAAUGUCAAAAUUAAGUAUGCAUUCUGUGGCGAAAAUGUCAACAAGACUUAGCACGCGAUUAUCGGCGAGUUUGGGAUUGACAAACGUUGCGAGUGACACCGAAUUUGAGGAACUCGAGAAACAAUUUCGAUCUAUAGAGAAAUGUACAUGGCAACUGGUGAAAGAUAUUGAGCAAUGUAUUACGUACUUGAGCGAUGAAGCUAUGUCUGGUGAAGCGAUAGCUGAAUUGCUGGUUCAUUAUUAUCAGGGAAGUCCAACUGCUGAGGUGAAAAAAUUGCAAGAUAUAAGAUCUGUAAUUUGGUCACAAUACAUACGGGACUUUAAGUCGUAUAUUGAGAAGACAGUUAGCGCCCCGUUGCAUUUCUUAGCGACGCUGUUAGAAGGGCCAGCGGUGUUGGUAGCAAAAAGGCAUGACAAGUUGUUGGAUUAUGAUGCUGCGAUUUCAAAGAGUGAGAAAUAUAAAGAAUCAAAAAUUAUACAAGAAGAAUUAUUUACUGCUAAGAGUAAUUACGAAGCUCUAAAUCAACAAUUAUUGGAAGAAUUACCUAUUUUGCUGGAUGCCACAGCAAACAUUUUGGUUAAUUGUAUUAAUGCUUUUGCUGGCGCCCGAAAGUUACUAAGCGGAAAAAUUACAAAGCAAUAUAUAUCUCUUUGUGAGACAUCACCGUUACAUCUAUCGUCACAAGAUGUACUGGAAUCAUUUCUCGUAAAUCAUAAUUUAAUAUGGAAUCAAAUAACGCGUUUUGCGUUUGCUGGCACAAAUACCCGAGUAGACGAGGGUCAAUCGCAAUUGUUUAAACAGACUGAAGAGCAGAGAUCUUCGCUUAGAGAAAAAUAUACUGCAGACAAAUUAUAUGUGGUAGUUGAGGAUGUUGUCAGUACAUCUACACUGGAAGUGGACGCUACGAGAGGUAUGUUGGUCGGAGUCAUAAAAAGGCAAGAUCCAAUGGGAAAUCCGGCGAGGUGGUAUGUCGACACUGGAGUCACUCAAGGAUUUUUGCCAUUUCAAAAACUAAGACCGGUUCAGCGACAGAGUCAACAUCAUGAUCAAACCACAUCGGAUGUCGCUACUUCCGGGAGAAAAAGUGUUAGCCCUCCGAAUUUGAUGUCGUUAGAUUCUCCAGAGAAAGAGAUCAAAAAAGUAUCUUCGUCGCAUCUACAGGAUUUGCUUUCAUUAGAUCAAGAAACAAAAGCAUAUCCCAAUUAUAGCAACGUUCCUGAAACGCCGAGAGUUCAAGUAGAGAGAGUUUACCAAAAUAUACAAUAUAUACACGGCGAAUUUUACUAUGCAAUGUACGAUUUUGCUGGAAACAUGCCGGGCACAUUACCUAUUACUAACGGUCAAGCUCUGAAACUGCUCAGACCUCAUGAUGAGAAAGGAAACGAUGAAUGGUGGUUGGUAGAGAAUCGUAACGGUAAACAAGGCUACGUUCCACGGAAUUAUUUAAGCUCUCCCAUUAAACCAAAGUCAUAACGAUGAACUUAAAAUAA
Messenger RNA from Cyphomyrmex costatus, 3632 nucleotides. RefSeq names its product dynamin-binding protein. Gene Ontology annotation, biological process: intracellular signal transduction. The transcript has 9 exons. The coding region runs from base 1 to 3615 and encodes 1204 amino acids. Gene Ontology annotation, molecular function: guanyl-nucleotide exchange factor activity; protein binding. The record is from RefSeq and is a predicted model, not a curated record. Lineage: Eukaryota; Metazoa; Arthropoda; Insecta; Hymenoptera; Formicidae. Gene Ontology annotation, cellular component: cytoplasm.